Molecule: messenger RNA, 276 nt
Organism: Lachnellula hyalina
Lineage: Eukaryota; Fungi; Ascomycota; Leotiomycetes; Helotiales; Lachnaceae
Gene: qa-4
Product: 3-dehydroshikimate dehydratase
Exons: 2
Coding region: 1-276 (91 amino acids)
Source: RefSeq, a predicted model, not a curated record
AUGUUCAAUAUUGCUGGACGGGGGUGGGCUGAUCCGACGAGGGAAGAUGGGAAGAUUGAGAAUGCGAAUGGUUUGAGGGAGUUGGUGAGGGAGAUUGAUGUGGAGAAAUUGUUCUAUGUGCAGAUUGUUGAUGCGGAGAGGCUUUCGCAGCCGUUGAAUGAGCAGCAUCCGUUUCAUGUUGAUGGACAGCCGCCCAGGAUGAGUUGGAGUAGGAAUGAGAGGUUGUUUAUUUGUGAGGAGAGAGAUCUCGGCGAGAUUAUAAUGAGAAGCUUCUAA